AUGACAUGGCAGGAGGGUCGACUUCAGUGCCGGGCGGAACUAGGGCAAAAGUACAAAGGGGAGGAGAUGAUAAGUUUAGAAACACCAACGCCAGGCUCACCGCCCAGUCCUCCGGGUAGCCCACCACUAGAUCGUCCAGGAAGCGCACUACCACCUAGUUCUCCUGGCAGCCCACCACCACUAGAUCAUCCUGGAAGCGCACCACCACCUAGUUCUCCUGGCAGCCCACCACUACUAGAUCAUCCUGUAAGCCCACCACCACUAGAUCAUCCUGUAAGCCCACCACCACCUAGUUUUCCUGGCAGAGCACCACCACCUGGUCGUCCUCGAAUUGCAUCACCACCUGAUUCUCCUGGCGCACCGGCGCCUUAUCUUCCGCCUAGGCCACCUCGUCGUCCUGGUGCACCAACACUCAGUCUCCUGCCUGGACCACCUCGUCGUCUUGAUUCACCACCAACUAGUCUUCAGCCUAGACCACCAGCUCGUCCUGGUGCACCACCAUAUGAUCUUCCGCCUAGACCACUAGCUCUAGCUUGUGCAUCACCACCUGGGCUUCUGCCUAGACCUCCAGCUCGUCGUCCUUGUCAUCCGCCCAUAUCUCCACCUUUUCAUAUUCGUCCUUGUCAUCCGCCUAGAUCUCCACCUGUUCAUAUUGUUCGUAUGUCUAAACCUCCACCUAGACCAUACACUGGGGGAAAGCCACCACCAUAUUAUCCACCAAAAUCAACUACACCGAAUAGGGGGCCAGCAUCAAGCUCAGGGACAAAGGGAGGGAGUCGAGGAGCAUCAAUCCCAGAGACAAAGGGAAGGAGUCAAGGAGCAUCAAGCCCAGAGACAAAGUUAGGGAAUCGAGGAGUAUCAAGCUCAGAGACUAAGGGAGGGAGUCAUGGAGCAUCAAUCUCAGGCACACAAGAUUCAUCAAGCAAGGGAGGUAAAACCAAUGAAACAGAAAAUAGACAAAUUCCCGCUCAAAGGAAUUGGGAGCUUAAGCCUUAUCCUGCAAGUGCUUUGCCGGCGGACCCUCCAGAAAAACAACGAUGCCUUUCUGUUUCUAAAAAGUGCGGCUGCUGCAUACUCUAG
Vitis riparia (riverbank grape) is the source of this 1080-nucleotide messenger RNA. Its product is annotated as formin-like protein 5. The transcript has a single exon. The record is from RefSeq and is a predicted model, not a curated record. Bases 1 to 1080 code for a protein of 359 amino acids. Lineage: Eukaryota; Viridiplantae; Streptophyta; Magnoliopsida; Vitales; Vitaceae.